Prorocentrum cordatum is the source of this 1453-nucleotide messenger RNA. Lineage: Eukaryota; Dinophyceae; Prorocentrales; Prorocentraceae. The record is from the annotation of a GenBank genome assembly.
CGCCAUGCUGUGACAUACUACGCCUUUCCGUAGCCAUUUUGGCUCAAGCCUGCCUUGGGCGCCAGGCGGGCUAGGUGCUCGCCUUUUCCUCGCUCUCCUGCUGCUGCGCUCGAGAGCGGCUCAGUCUCCAUCCCCUUCGCCGCGGCUGCCGCGAUGUCGGUGGGGGACGGCGCCAAGGUGGUGGCUACGGGCGGCGCUCCUGGCGCUGGCACCGCGCUAAGCGCGGUGGUGAGUGCGGCCGUGCAGGCCAUCACCUGCGCGCCGUGCUCCAACGGGCGGGCCAAGCUGCUCGUGGCGGCGGUCGUCCGCGCUGCCGCGGCUCCCGGUGGCGGUGGAGGCGACCCCGAUGUCGAGGAGGAGGUGGCCGCCAGGCUCGGCCGCAUCGCGCCCGUGCUGCGGGAGCGCACGCGGGCUGGCAAGGCCGGCGUCGAGGCGGUCAUCACGGGUGGCAGGCGCACACUGCGCAACCACUCGUCGCACGCCGACUUCGGGUGCGGCGCGGCGGAGCUCCCCACGACCGCCGCGGAGGCCAAGAAGCGCGUGCAGCAUGGACGCGGUGGUAUUCGUCGGCCACAAGGUGUGGUUGCCACCCGCGCCGCGGCUGCGAAGCUGGAGUCCAACGAGAUGAUGGACGCGAAGCUGGGCGACAAGGUCGACUCGGCCCCGCCGCUGGAGGAGAAGCUGCUGGACCAGCACUUCCUCGCGGUUGGCCUCACGGAGAAGAUCGCGACGGACAUCAACACGGCCGCCACGGCCGUGAACCUCGCCGACGGCUCUCACGAGUUCGAGGGCAAGCAGAAGGAGCUGAGGACGGCCACGGAGGAGACCUGCAAUGCGGCCUACAAGCCCGCCUCCCUGCAGGAGGAGAAGCUGCUUGACAAGCACUUCUUCGCGGUAGGCCUCACCGAGAAGAUCGAGACGGACAUCAAGGCGGCCUCCACGGCCGCGAGCAUCACCGACGACUCUCACGAGAUCGACGGCAAGCAGAAGGAGCUAGACAUCCAGCCACGUACGUCGUCCAUCAACGAUGUGCUGGGCGACAAGGUUGUGCUCAAGACCUCGGAGUACGACGGGUCGGCUGCAGCCGACAGCCUCUUUUCACGCAUGGCAGACUCCCACUGCGUGCUCAAGACCUCGGAGUACGGCUGGUCUGCCACGCGCCUCAACAUGGCCCACGAGAAUGCCACCGAGGGUAGGACGGACGGCGACGUGCGCACCUCCAUGGGCAUGGGCAAGGACAAGGGCAAGUACGAGGGCAAGGCGAGGGGCAAGGGCGCCCGCUCCCUCGUCACCUGACACCUGUCCUCUCGGCCUAGCUGCUAGCUACGAGGGGCCACCCGCCUGGCGGUCUCUGCCCUGGGUCCCCGCCACUCGGCACGCCCAGGCACCGUCAGGCCACCCCACCUGGAGGGUGACUGGCCAGAGCCGCGUGCGAAUGGCCCGAGGAGCGCGA